CGCUGUCAAACUCCGUCUAUUUGCUGGAGCAGUUGACUCUGUUCAAGUGACGGCUAGCCUCGCUAUCACAACAACAGCUCGUAUUGUUAUCAUUUAUCUCUGCCAGUCACGAGAAACCUCCAUUUUACCUCGACUCUGCGUUUGUGGCGAACCUUAUGCCUUCAUUAAUGGCCUUGGACUAGAUGUCAGGUAUCAUUACAUCCUUCAAAAGUAUAAUUAAUUCGGCAGAUAAAAGCUAGCGUUUCGAUGCUAUCGAUGGGAAACACAACUGGGUAGCAGGUAUGCUAUUGGUUAGCUCCGUUGGCUAGACCAGUCAAAAAAUGAUAUAAUACAAAAAACCUGCACGCUUAUUUGCAUUGUCGUCAACGAAACAAGAAUUUAUAUCUAACGUUUUACAUCUAUAAAGAUGUAUCUAUAUCUCUUGUUUGUUUUGCAUGACAUGACUUGAUCGACCUACAAACAAAGAGGCAGGUUUGACAACUCUCCUAAUGCUGCACCAGCAUUGACGAAUCCUUCUUUACUCCUCGAGGAUGGCUAGCUGCGGCGAGGUGGACCACUCUAUGAGCUCGCACCCGUCCAGCAGGAAGGGCGGCGGCGGCGGCGGAGGCGGCGGCGGCGGUGGUGGCGGUGGCGGCGGCGGCGGCGGCGAGUCGUCCUGCUCGGCCUCCAGCGGCCCGCCGCCCGCCCUGCCGCCCGUGCCCGAGUGCGCCAUCUGCCUGCAGAGCUGCGUCCACCCGGUGCAGCUGCCCUGCCGCCACGUCUUCUGCUACCUCUGUGUGAAGGGCGCCUCCUGGCAGAGCAAGCGCUGCGCCCUCUGCCGGCAGGAGGUCCCCGAGGACUUCCUGGAGAGGCCCACCCUCCUCUCCCCCGAGGAGCUGAAGGCGUCGGCGGCGGGGGGGCGGGGCGGCGCGGCGGGCGACCACGCCUGGUACUACGAGGGCCGCAACGGCUGGUGGCAGUACGACGAGCGCACCAGCCGCGAGCUGGAGGACGCCUUCGCCAAGGGCAAGAAGACGGCCGAGAUGCUGAUCGCCGGCUUCCUGUACGUGGCGGACCUGGAGAACAUGGUGCAGUACCGGCGCAACGAACACGGCCGCCGGCGCAAGAUCAAGCGGGACGUCGUGGACAUCCCCAAGAAGGGGGUGGCGGGGCUUCGCCUGGACGCCGAGGGCGGUCUGAGCGGCCGCGAGAGCUCCGCCGACGGCGCGGACAUGGCUGCUGCUGCGGCGGCGGUGGCGGCGGUUGCGGUCGGACAGCCACAGGGGGCGGGGCUUCCCGCUAGACCGCCUGCCUCUCUCGGCGCCCGGGCCGGCAGGGGGACCCCCUCCCUGGCGGACGCCCUGGCCCAGCUCCAGAUCAGCCCCGGACCGGGACCACCCCGGGAGAGGGCGGAGUCCGGGGAGGGAGAGGAGGAGGAGGACGAGGAGGAGGAUGAUGAAGAGGAAGAGGAGGAGGAGGAGGCCUCGCCCUCCGGGUCUUCGGACCGGCACACCUCCGUGGACGAGUCCGGCUCCGCCGACUGGAGCGACGACGACGAUGAGGAGGAGGAAGGGAGAGCUGAGGGGCGCGGGGGGGUGGAGAGGAGGCAUAGACUGAGCCCGGAAGACAGAGCUCCUCCUGGGGCCGAGUCCGCGGCCUCCCCGCCCUCCUCUGCCAGCAGCGGAGGCAGGUCCAGGAUGCCCGACGGCCAGUGCACAGUGACUGAGGUGUAGCACGGGCGGGGCUCGCCCUCCAGCGGCUGCGUUUCAUUCCAUUAAUUUAUUGCCGGAAGGCCCGUUAGUUACGGUUACGGUUUGGUUUGGUUUGGUUUGGUAGCUGUGUGUUUCUUCUUUUGGACUCAGAUAUGAUGUGGACGGGGGGUUGUUUGUUGAGUAGCAACGGGGGCGCGUUGCUCGGUCACAAUGUUGUGCCUGCGCUGCCAUAUUGUGGAUUCAAGUCGUACGCGAGUUAUGGAUCAUUUAGCUGGUCGUUCUCGGUGACAUUCCUAUCCAGGUUUGUCGUGGUGGGGGGGGGGAACAAGGAAAGCAUGCAACAAAUGAGUCCCAGGUCCAUCAUAGUAAAAUGCAGUUUCAAGCCUUCAAACCUUUUUGGCUGGACGGUUUUCCUUUCGGCACCUGGAGGGGAAAACUCUUGUGACAUGGUUCCUGUGUUUAUCAGCCAAAACAUUCUUACAAAUACACAGUUAACCAUAGCCACAGCUCCGGGGAAUGCCAUAGAAGUUGGUGAUAUGCAAGGAAGAGCCUAAAGGACGUAGAACGUUUGCUGUCCCUGAGACGUUGUCGUGAAGGUUUAUUCAUAGUUGAACUCCACUUAGAAUUCCACCGGGCAUCAGGCGCAAGGUCACCUCGCCCUCCUCCUCGUCUUAACCCCUUCUUAGAAUUGUUUAAUGAUUGAAGCCUUAUUUGAUUUAAAAUGGGAUUGGGGAGGGGGGUUGAUUGAUCCAAACCAUUGUGGAAUGAACCUGUUGAUCUGUCGACAUGUAUGCUCACACCUUACAUGUUUCGUGGUGCCGAGUUGUGAUCUCUAAAAAACCCAACUCAUGGUAAUUGAGUUUUUCUGUCUUGGAUUUGAUUUUGAAUUAACGUGGUUUUUUUUUUGUUUUUUUAAUGUCUUUCAUAAGAUCUAUUGGUUCUACUGUAA
Molecule: messenger RNA, 2640 nt
Organism: Gadus morhua (Atlantic cod)
Lineage: Eukaryota; Metazoa; Chordata; Actinopteri; Gadiformes; Gadidae
Product: E3 ubiquitin-protein ligase rnf146-like
Exons: 3
Coding region: 531-1712 (393 amino acids)
Biological process (GO): ubiquitin-dependent protein catabolic process; Wnt signaling pathway
Cellular component (GO): cytoplasm; nucleus
Molecular function (GO): zinc ion binding; poly-ADP-D-ribose binding; ubiquitin protein ligase activity
Source: RefSeq, a predicted model, not a curated record